AUGUCGAAAUAAAUGAACAUGUUUUUAAAAAUCUUGGGCAAAAUCGACUUUUGGACAAUAAAUAAAGGUGUAUCAUCCGAAUUAAUGACGUAAAACGUCAAAAUUAAGAAGCCAAAAUUAACUAAAAUUUCGCAGUGUAAUUACUGUUAACAGUUAAAAUAUUUGUUAUUUUUUUAAUAAUAGAUUUAGGGAAUUCUAAAAAUGUGAUGUUAACAGUCCGACGAUGAGUAAAUUAUUUUAGUAAUUUACGUCUUGCCCAACGUUUCAAUUGCAAAUACUAAAAAUAGCACUUGCGAGUUUGUUAGAAAUGUGUUCAAGAACGGUGAAUUUUUCAACGUUUGCGAAACAUACUUGUUACUUUGGUAUAACUCGCGUCCGGGUAGAAACAGUGUGAACUUUUCAAACUUUGUGGCUUUAAAUUUUGCGAGGUUUGUGAUAUGAACGGAAGAAAAAAUUUGGUUAUGUUAUUUCCAUGUUUUUAAUAUGAUAGGACUAGGAGAGGCAAAAAUUUCUCUAGGGGAGGCUCAGCAUCCCCUGGCCUUCGCUAGCUGCGGCCCUGUCUAGGGGUCACAAAACGUCGAGAAAAUAUGAAAGUUCCAAGUUGCCCGAUGGACUCCACUACUAUACUUCCUUAACUUACGCUCAUGAUUCAACGAACGUGAUGGCGGCGGAGCCAAAUGGCUCACAAGGAGAAAAUACCACAAUACUGCCUCUUUCCUCUACAACACUCGAUCCAGUGGAGAGAAACAAAAUCGAAAUGGAAUUUUACAAGACUUACGAUGUUAUGACAGGAGUCCGUAUAGCCGCUACGCUCGGUGGUUUUUUUGGUUUGAUGGUUCUUCUUGUUUUAUAUAAAUCCAAAUCAAAGACUGAAAAAGCCUUGGAAGAUCCUGAUUUUACAGCGGCGGCAGUUGCUGAAGUAGAAGAAGAAGAAAGACAAUUAGCUGCUGUUUUAGAAGCGACGGCUUAUCAACAGUUGAAUCCGAGGAAAGGCAGAAGAUCUUUGGAUACGUCUAGUAUACCCCCUGGAUGGAUAAAAACCACCACGAGGUUUUCCUCUGUGGGUGGAUACAGCAGUUUGAUGGAACCUCCGACACGCACACAUUCAAGACUGCCGUGUUUUAUUGACGAAGACUCACCUCCUGAAGAAGAUCGAUCUUUAUAUGAUGAUGUCUACUACAAUGGACAUCUAGACGUCCCACGAAGAUCGAGCAAUAUAACAUGUUCUUCUUCAGGAAGUUCGUAUUUAGAGCGGCGCGAUUCAGCCGUAGCUCUCGGAAUUCCAGUUUUGCCGGGCCACAAAUCUAAAAGUCGUAGACGUCAAUCCUCACCGCUUCUAGAAAUCUACGAUUUUUAUUAUCCAAUCGACAUUAAAGUCAUUCAACCGACACCUGGUGGAUCACCUUGUGGGAGUGACCGUGCCCUGUAUGAUCACGUCACAGAGCCACCAAAUUUAAUACCUCGAUUAGCACCAUUAGCAUCUAUAAGUAGUUGCAAUAGUUCCUUAGGUGCUGACUAUACAGACUUGGAUGUAGCAUCGUAUACCAGUGAUUCCGUUUUUCAAGAAGAUAGAGAUAGUACAGAUGACGAAGUGGAGCAGUUUUCGACUGAUAGCGAUUUAAGUGAUGCGGGAGCUUGUUAUAAUAGGAGAAAAAAGAAAGACAAUAUUUGUGAUUCGUUAGUACCCACACCUGUUAACGAAGGACCUUCUUGUAUGUCGCCAAAAAUUAGCAUUAAGUCUUCAUCAAAGUCUUCUUUGACAGUUGUCGAGAAUCUUGAACAACCUGAAGAAACAGUGACUGAUGGUACUCGGAAAUCGUCGACAUCUUCUAUUAAUAUUGAUGAGCCGAGGGCACAAGAGACUCUUUUUUAGUUUUUUACUAAAUUAUGAUUCAUAGUUACUUAAAUAUAACAAACUAGAAGUAUUGACAUAGGUGCUAGCACUACUAGGGUAAAUUCGGUCGGUGUUAUCUUAAAGAAAUGGUAACGAUUUUGCACAAAUGUAAAAAUAUCUCGAAUACCGAGCAGUUUUUUUUUAACAUUGAAAAUUUGCUUGAUGAUGAAUAUCGAUAAAAAUGGACAUGAUAAUUUGUUUUAUGGUAUUUAAAAAUACUUAAUAUGAGAUUCUUUUAUUCCUUCAGUUUGAAAGUGAUAUAAUUUGGUUUAUAAUGAACGGUCGACACAUUUGAACAAUAGUUUAUAUAAAGUCAGAUCCUGAAACUAAGGUUUUGUUUCUUAUAUACCUAUAUCACCAAAAAAAGUUCUAUCUAAAAUUUAUAUAUCUUUUGAAGUUUAUUCAAAUAAAAGCAGUCAGUAGUAGCAGACAACCACAAAUCACAAAAGUAAUUAUUAUCCAAGUACGAUAAUAAUAAACACAUAUUUUUGUUUUAAGUACAGUUGUAGAAACGUUUAACAACGGAAAGUUUUAUAUAAGAUAAGUUUUUCCAAAUUUCUGAAGUGCCAAAUUCCGUGAAAUAAUUGCUUUAUCCCAGUUUCCGUAUUUAUUAGAUACAGCAUUCAGAUUAAAUUUGUAAUUUAAUACAAAAAUAACCGAUUAGGUAUAUAAGUGAUUCAACUCGAGUGUAAUUUUUAAUUUUUACUUUUUUGAACUAUUGUAUUGGGAAUGCCAUACAAAUAGGAACUAAAUUAUUAGUUCUUACUGUAAAGAGAGAAUGUAGCUGUCGAAAAUAUAACAACAACGUACGAAACCUAGUGGAACCAAUCUUUUUCGAAUUUACAAUCACAUAUACUUCGUAAAGAAUAAUGUGAUUAGAUUUAGUGUUUAUACAUAUGUAAGAUACAUAUCGCAUAAUCUGUAGAUAAAUUACUGUGGAAUAAAUGCGUUAAGUGUUUGUGUUUAAAAUAUUGUGGUAUGAUGAUAUUCGCUUAAAACAAAGCAUCGUCACUGUAUAACGUCGGGUCAGGGUCAAUUUAUGUCUAAUCAUGUAUGUAUGUAUGUGCAUAUACCUAUUUAAAAUCAAAGGACUUUGAAGUAGUUGUGCGAGAAAGGUAUUUUUGCUGGUUGUUAAAAUUCUAAAGCCAAUAAAAAUAUCUUUUCUUAAGUAAAAUUUUUAUUGUUAUUUUUGCAAAAUUUUAAAUACUGUUUAAAAUAGAAAAACGUGGUUUAGACUCUUAGGAAAUCAAUGUUCAUAAUUUGUUGUUUCCUUAAAUUUUACUUUUGGGAAAUAAUGCCUUGUUGAUAACAUCAGAAAAUAA
Molecule: messenger RNA, 3216 nt
Organism: Zophobas morio
Lineage: Eukaryota; Metazoa; Arthropoda; Insecta; Coleoptera; Tenebrionidae
Exons: 4
Coding region: 662-1873 (403 amino acids)
Source: RefSeq, a predicted model, not a curated record